ACAACAACCACGAAGAAGUGCUGCACUUCAGGGAAAUAUUAAAGUAGUGCACAAUCAACGGCUUCGUAGGAAUCGACGUGUUGCUGAACAGCCGUACCAGACCGGUGAAAAUCGAGGCAACGCAGACAAUGGACUGCCUCGUCAAGCGUCUAGACCACAUCCACAUCGCAAAGUCGACCAACAGGAAAGAAGAGCAAGCCAUAGCCAUUUAGAUGUCACGUCAAAUGCCCCCCCUCCCGAGCUGUUGUAUCAAGAUGGAGGAAAUGAUGGGCCGAAUUUCGAAAUCAACACCAGUCUAUCUGCCAUGCUUCCGUGGACCCGCAGAGCUGCGAGUCCGCUGACUCAGAGAGGCGCGCGAAU
Messenger RNA from Amoebophrya sp. A25, 360 nucleotides. The record is from the annotation of a GenBank genome assembly. Lineage: Eukaryota; Dinophyceae; Syndiniales; Amoebophryaceae.